CGUCGGAGCGGGCGGCCGCGGGCGCCGCCGCCUCCUCCUCCAUGGCUGUUUACCCGGCUGCAUUGUGGGAGUUUGACCUCCGCCGCCGCCAACCGCCGCCUCAGCUUGCGCCGCCGCCGCCGCCGCCGCCGCCGCGCACGCCAUGGGAGCCGUGACUGACGACGAAGUCAUACGGAAGCGUCUCCUCAUUGAUGGAGAUGGUGCUGGAGAUGAUCGGAGAAUUAAUCUGCUAGUGAAGAGUUUCAUUAAAUGGUGCAACUCUGGGUCCCAGGAAGAAGGAUAUAGCCAGUACCAGCGUAUGCUGAGCACACUGUCUCAAUGUGAAUUUUCAAUGGGCAAAACUUUACUAGUAUAUGAUAUGAAUCUCAGAGAAAUGGAAAAUUAUGAAAAAAUUUACAAGGAAAUAGAAUGUAGCAUUGCUGGAGCACAUGAAAAAAUUGCUGAGUGCAAAAAGCAAAUUCUUCAAGCAAAACGAAUACGAAAAAAUCGCCAAGAAUAUGAUGCUUUGGCAAAAGUGAUCCAGCAUCAUCCAGACAGGCAUGAGACAUUAAAGGAACUAGAAGCUCUGGGAAAAGAAUUAGAACAUCUCUCACAUAUUAAAGAAAGUGUUGAAGAUAAGCUGGAAUUGAGACGGAAACAGUUUCACGUUCUUCUUAGUACCAUCCAUGAACUUCAGCAAACAUUGGAAAAUGAUGAAAAACUCUCAGAGGUAGAAGAAGCUCAGGACGAAAGCAUGGAAACAGAUCCUAAGCCAUAGAUAGGCUAAUUGCCCACCAUUCCCAAGAAUAUUGAAAUAGCUGCAUGAAUAUAAUGUGUUUAAAACGUGGUGUGCUCUUGAGAUAUUUAAAGUUUUGGCAGUACAAUACUCUGUUUUUAAAUAUGAAUGUACAUUUCAUUCAUAUUUCCUCACACAAAGAAAAAUGACUUUAGUAUAGAUUUUUUAAUUAAAAGGCAGUUUUUAUUCUUAAAAGGUAGGAAGCAACAUCUAAAUAUGCUUAAUAAAAUGCUUUUAAGCUG
Molecule: messenger RNA, 1017 nt
Organism: Saimiri boliviensis boliviensis (Bolivian squirrel monkey)
Lineage: Eukaryota; Metazoa; Chordata; Mammalia; Primates; Cebidae
Gene: THOC7
Product: THO complex subunit 7
Biological process (GO): mRNA export from nucleus; mRNA processing
Cellular component (GO): THO complex part of transcription export complex
Source: RefSeq, a predicted model, not a curated record